This is a messenger RNA of Thunnus maccoyii (southern bluefin tuna), 1557 nucleotides long. RefSeq names its product keratin, type I cytoskeletal 13-like. Gene Ontology annotation, molecular function: structural molecule activity. The record is from RefSeq and is a predicted model, not a curated record. The coding region runs from base 95 to 1324 and encodes 409 amino acids. Lineage: Eukaryota; Metazoa; Chordata; Actinopteri; Scombriformes; Scombridae. The transcript has 8 exons.
CCUCUAUCAAACUCCAGAGUCCUGCUACAGUCUACAGCUGUGUAACGCUCCUUUCUCCUCAUCUCCUCUCUUGACCAGCAGACAGUCAGCCAUCAUGUCGUACAGCUACAGCGUGCACACUGGCCCUGCCAUGAUCACCAGACAGAGCCGCAGCUACACAUCAAGCUCUGCCCCCAAGGCUCACAGCGUGUCAGGAUACAGCCUCAGGGGAGGCCCUCGCAUCUCCUCUACCACCAUGCGCACCGUCUCCUCUGGGUAUGGUGGUGGCUAUGGGUCUGGUGGAUUCGACCUGUCCAACGCCCUGGACCAGUCCAACGUGCACCUGAACGAGAAGGCCACCAUGCAGAACCUGAACGACCGUCUGGCCUCCUACCUGGAGAAGGUUCGCUCUCUGGAGGCUGCCAAUACCAAGCUGGAGAAGCAGAUCAGAGAGUACUACGAGCAGAAGGGCCCUGCAGCAGAGAGGGACUACAGCAACUACUGGGCCAUUAUCAACGACCUUAAGGACAAGAUCGCCGCCGCCACCAUCGGCAAUGCCAACAUCCUCCUCCAGAUUGACAACUCCAAACUGGCUGCUGAUGACUUCAAAAUCAAAUUCGAACAUGAGCUGAUGAUGCGCCAGUCAGUCGAGGCUGACAUCGCCAACCUGCGUCGCCUGCUGGAUCAGACCACUCUGACCAAGGCUGACCUGGAGAUGCAGAUCGAAAGCCUGCAGGAUGAGCUGGCCUACCUCAAGAAGAACCAUGCAGAGGAGCUGGCAGCACUGCGUUCUCAGCUCACUGGCACAGUCAACGUGGAGGUUGAUGCUGCACCCCAGCAGGACCUCAACAAAGUCCUGGAGGAGAUCCGCGCCCAGUACGAAGCCAUCAAUGACAAACAUCGUCGCGACCAGGAGUCUUGGUUUAAUGAGAAGUCGGCAACCUUGUCCAAGGAAGUGGCUAUCAGCACAGAGUCAAUCCAGACAUCCAAGACAGAGAUGAGUGACCUCCGGCGCACACUGCAGGGCCUGGAGAUUGAGCUGCAGUCUCAGCUCAGCAUGAAAGGCGCUCUGGAGAACACGUUGGCAGAUACAGAUGCUCGUUACAGCGCCAUGCUCACCGGUUUCCAGAACACGAUCAACAUGCUUGAAGCAGAUCUAGCGAACGUGCGCUCCAGCAUUGAGCAGCAGGGCCAUGAAUACAGGAUGCUGCUGGACAUCAAGACCAGACUGGAGCAGGAGAUCGCCACCUACAGGAGCCUGCUGGAAACAGAGGAGUCCAGGCCCAUCAGCUCAGGGGGCUCUAAGACCACAGUCACAACCUCCACUGUGAGAACUUCCAGCUAGAAGGUCUAACUGGCAGGACAAGCUGUUCUCAGACUCACACACACACACACACACACUCUGACUAAGAAAAGCUGUUACAUGAGAAAAGUGAAACUGUACUGAAAAUACCUGAGCUAUGCUGAUAAUGAAGUCCGAGUUAAAGUUUAUGAAACAACUCAGAAGAAAUGCUUGACUCUCUGUGAGUGUGUGUUUGUGCGUCCCGUCUGAAAAAUAAAAUCUGCUGGUGAAUACGA